This is a messenger RNA of Aspergillus luchuensis, 1419 nucleotides long. It is a transcript of the gene SUP45, whose product is annotated as translation termination factor eRF1. Bases 1 to 1419 code for a protein of 472 amino acids. Lineage: Eukaryota; Fungi; Ascomycota; Eurotiomycetes; Eurotiales; Aspergillaceae. Gene Ontology annotation, biological process: cytoplasmic translational termination. Gene Ontology annotation, cellular component: translation release factor complex; cytosol. The transcript is spliced from 3 exons. Gene Ontology annotation, molecular function: sequence-specific mRNA binding; translation release factor activity, codon specific. The record is from RefSeq and is a predicted model, not a curated record.
AUGAGCGCGGCUCAGCCGAACGAAGCGGAGAAGAACAUCGAGAUAUGGAAGGUGAAGAAACUCAUCAAGCGGCUUGAGGCCGCUAGAGGAAACGGAACCUCCAUGAUCUCUCUUAUCAUUCCCCCCAAGGACCAGAUUUCUAGAGCAGCAAAGAUGUUGGCGGAAGAGUUUGGCACUGCGUCUAAUAUCAAGUCUCGUGUCAACCGUCUUUCCGUCCUUUCCGCUAUCACUUCGACACAGCAACGUCUCAAGCUCUACAAUAAGGUGCCUCCGAACGGUCUAGUGGUUUACUGCGGUGAAAUUAUCACCUCUGAAGGAAAGGAGCGCAAGAUCAACAUCGAUUUCGAGCCUUUCAAGCCAAUCAACACCUCGUUGUAUCUCUGUGACAACAAGUUCCACACUGAGGCUCUCAGUGAACUUCUUGAAUCUGAUCAGAAGUUUGGUUUCAUCGUCAUGGAUGGAAACGGUGCUCUGUUCGGUACCCUGAGCGGCAACACCAGAGAAAUUCUGCAGAAGUUGAGCGUUGAUCUGCCCAAAAAGCACGGCCGUGGUGGUCAAUCAGCGUUGCGUUUCGCUCGUCUUCGUGAGGAGAAGCGCCACAACUACGUACGCAAGAUUGCUGAGUUGGCUGUUCAGAACUACAUCACCAACGACAAGGUCAAUGUUGCAGGAUUGAUCUUGGCCGGUUCUGCCGAUUUCAAGAACGACCUGAACCAGUCCGAUAUGUUCGACCAGAGAUUGCAGGCUAAGGUUAUCAAGGUUGUUGACGUGUCUUAUGGUGGCGAGAACGGUUUUAACCAGGCUAUCGAACUGGCAUCUGAGACCUUGAGCAACGUCAAAUUCGUUCAGGAGAAGAAGCUUAUCGGAAAGUACUUCGAAGAAAUCAGUCAGGAUACUGGAAAGGUCUGUUAUGGCAUUGACGAUACAUUGAAGGCUUUGGAGCUUGGUGCGGCCGAGACACUGAUCGUCUAUGAGAACCUUGAUGUCACUCGCUACGUUCUCAAGAGCUCCAGCGGUUCGGACGUCGUCAUCCACACUACCAAGUCACAGGAAGAGAAUCGGGAACUCUUCAUGGACAAGGAGACAGGCGCUGAGAUGGAAGUUAACGAGCAGCAGUCGUUCCUUGAGUGGCUUGCUGAAAGCUACAAGGACUUUGGAGCAACCCUGGAGUUCGUUUCCGACAAGUCCAGUGAAGGAAACCAGUUUGUCAAGGGUUUCGGUGGUAUCGGAGCCAUCCUUCGGUACAAGGUCAACUUCGAACAGCUUGCUGACUACGAUGACGAGGAUGAAUUCUACGACGGUACGUUUAUCUUCAUAACCAUACUAUUUCGUGUGCUAACCACUCUACAGAUUGACGGUUCCGCGGCCUCGCAGAGAGCGAGGAUGAACGGCCAGAAGUUUCCGGUUCGGACCUUCUGA